AUGCCCACCAAAACCUCCCAACACGCCUUCGCCGGCUCGGAACGCUGGGUCGUCCCCCGCUACUCCUCCAAACCAGGCACCCUCAUCCGACUCGGGUCUGUCCUCACCGACCCAGAAGACUUGGAAUCCUCCCUCAACCUCGACAGCAUCCCCCCCAUCCCCCCCAACCUCCUCCGCGACGCCACCCCAGAGGUGCGAAUGUCUGUCCAGACUGAGCUCAGCAAGUCAGACUCCACCCUUGCCAAAGCCGCCCCGGCAUUGGAGGGCAUCCUCACCCUCGGCGGCGGGGUGGAAGCCUCCCGCUCCCAGGGGGUGAGCUCGUCUCUUAACAUCUCGGGAACUGUCAAGGCGACUGUUUUUCGGGCGGAUAAAUCUUACAUGGAUGUGCUGCUUAAGGAUAAAAAUGUGAUUUCUUAUGCGAAGAGGGGGUUGGGAAAGCCGAUGUUUGUUGUUGUUGGGGUGGCUACUGCUGGGAGGGUGGAGAUGAAAGAGACGAGGCAUGCGACGAGGAAGGCUGGGGUGAGUGGGAAGGUGGGGGUGGAGGUGAUUGGGGAGGUGGAGGUAGGGUUGGAGAGGGAGAGGAGCGAUAAGAGUUGUAAUGAGGUGAGGGGGGAGGGCGGGUUGGAUUUUGCUUAUAGGGUGAGGGAGUUUGGUUACUCGAGGGUGAGGGGGACGGUGAAGGAUAAGGGGGAUUGGACGGGGAAGGUCCUCUUCGCUGGGGGAAAGGGGCCGGUGGUGGAGAAGGGGGGUGAGGUGGUGCCGGUGUUUAAGGAGUUUAAGGAGGGCGAGGUUAAACUGAGGGCGACGGGGAGUUUUGAUGUUGCCGCCAAGGCGUGA
Messenger RNA from Podospora pseudocomata, 837 nucleotides. It is a transcript of the gene HET-Q1, whose product is annotated as Gasdermin-like protein HET-Q1. The record is from RefSeq and is a predicted model, not a curated record. Bases 1 to 837 code for a protein of 278 amino acids. NCBI's taxonomy places the organism in Eukaryota, Fungi, Ascomycota, Sordariomycetes, Sordariales, Podosporaceae. The transcript has a single exon.